Messenger RNA from Trifolium pratense (red clover), 990 nucleotides. Its product is annotated as glycine-rich cell wall structural protein 1-like. The record is from RefSeq and is a predicted model, not a curated record. The transcript has a single exon. NCBI's taxonomy places the organism in Eukaryota, Viridiplantae, Streptophyta, Magnoliopsida, Fabales, Fabaceae. The coding region runs from base 1 to 990 and encodes 329 amino acids.
AUGGGUUUCCAAGGGAAAUGGCUUUGUGUGAGUGUUCUUGUUCUUUGCAUUGUUCUUGAUCUUAGUAUGAUCACUCUUGGUGAUAACAAGCUUCACCAAGAAAGAUUUGGUGAUGAUGAUUGUCGAUUUGGGCGUGGACCUCGUUGUAGGGGUUGGGGUGGUCGUCGAGGUCAUGGUGGUUUCGGAGGUGGAGGUGGAAGAGGUUUUGGUGGUGGUGGAGGACUUGGAGGAGGUGGUGGUGCUGGAGGAGGUCUUGGUGGUGGUGGUGGCUUAGGAGGUGGUGGAGGUUUAGGUGGUGGAGGAGGAGGAGGUAGUGGUGGCGGAGGCGGAUUAGGUGGUGGCUCGGGACAAGGUGGAGGAUUUGGUGCCGGUGGAGGUGUUGGUGGAGCAGGAGGAGGAGGCCUUGGCGGUGGCGGUGGAGGAGGAAGUGGUGGUGGGGGUGGAUUGGGCGGUGGCUCUGGUCAAGGAGGAGGUUUUGGUGCUGGUGGAGGUGUAGGAGGUGGGGCUGGAGGAGGCAUUGGCGGUGGUGGCGGAGGAGGUAGUGGUGGUGGAGGUGGAGUCGGUGGCGGCUCAGGACAUGGAGGAGGAUUUGGCGCUGGUGUAGGUGGUGGAGGCAUUGGUGGUGGUGGCGGAGGAGGAGGAGGUGGAGGAGGCGGUGGUGGUUCAAAUGGUGGAUCAGGACAUGGUGGAGGGUUCGGAGCUGGAGGUGGUGUUGGUGGAGGAGCUGGAGGAGUAGGUGGUGGUGGUGGUGGUGGAGGCGGUGGAGGAGGAGGGGCAGGUGGAGGUUCAGGACAUGGUGGAGCCUUUGGUGCAGGUGGUGGUGUAGGAAGUGGAAAUGGAGCAGGUAUAGGUGCCGGUGGAGGUCAUGGUGGUGGAGGAGGAAUUGGUAUAGGAGUCGGCAUUGGAAUUGGGGUUGGUGUAGGAGCUGGAGCUGGCCAAGGAACUGGUACUGGUACCGGCAUUGGUGGAGGAGGUGGGGGUAAACAUUAA